This is a messenger RNA of Solanum verrucosum, 1362 nucleotides long. RefSeq lists its product as uncharacterized. Gene Ontology annotation, biological process: DNA repair; DNA recombination; DNA replication. The record is from RefSeq and is a predicted model, not a curated record. Gene Ontology annotation, cellular component: nucleus. The transcript has 8 exons. Gene Ontology annotation, molecular function: DNA binding. The coding region runs from base 1 to 1362 and encodes 453 amino acids. Lineage: Eukaryota; Viridiplantae; Streptophyta; Magnoliopsida; Solanales; Solanaceae.
AUGGCUUUGCACUUUCACACAAUCUCAGAAAUUACAUCUAAAUCAAUGCACUGGAACUUAAAAGUUCGAGUUAUUCGAUUGUGGAUAGUUCCUGAUAAAUUCAAACCAGAAAUACCUUACUCUUUGGAGAUGAUUUUACAAGAUGAAAAGGGUGAUCGUAUUCAUGCAUCAAUUGGAAAGACAUUAAUUAAGCAUUUCAGAGAAAUUCUAUAUGAACUUGGUGUUUUUCGGAUGAAUUACUUUGUGAUUACCCCAAACAUCAUGAAAUUUAAGACAACAACACACAAACACAAGCUUAACUUCACUGUGACUACAAAUGUUAAGGAAAUUCAAGAUCCUUCUUUUCAUAUGGAUAUAUUCAAUAUCCGCACCUUUGACAAAUUGACAAUUCAUCACAAUGUUGAUGAGACUGAGCUUUUGGAUGUUAUUGGACAUGUUUCUUCAUAUCAACCAAUUCAACAGAUAAAGCAAGGAGAUAACAAUAGUUAUUUCAUCAAUAUUGUUCUAGAAGAUGAUAAAUUGAUUUCAUCAUGUGAUUAUAAAUAUGAGAGGAUCUCCCAGACAAGUUCUCAAAAACAUCAUUCUAUUACUGAUGAGUUGUCUAAAGGUGUUGUAUCCUUUACAUAUCUUUCUGAUUUGCUUCAAUGCUACGAGGAAUCUUCCUUUUGGAUUGCUGCAAAAAUCGUCUGUUUGGAACUUGACCAUGGAUGGUCAUACUUGGCUUGCAACAAUUGUAUUACAAAGGUUGAUACAGAGGGAACCAAAUAUUAUUGUAAAAAAUGCAAUUCUGAAGUUAAAUAUGUUAUUCACAGAUACAGGCUACAACUGUCUGUUAUGGAUGGCACUGCAUUUAUUUCAAUAUUGCUUUGGAAUAAAGAGACUAUACAACUACUUGGUAAAACUGCAAAAGAGUUGAAAGAAGGAUUACUUGAAGAUGACGAAAGUUCUUAUCCAACCGAGCUUAGUUAUUUAAUGGAGAAGAAAUUUAUGUUUAAGAUUUUGAUCAAGGACUCAAACAUUAACAGAAAAGAUAAUGUCUAUAAAGUUGUUAAUUUCACCGAUGAUGAUACUCUUUUAAAGGAAUUUUGUCAUCCUGAUCUUCAGGACAGUCUUAAUAAAUCACUUUUUGAAUGUGAGCAAAGCUAUGAUGAAGAUAAACUCUUUGAGACUCCAAUCAAGAGCAGCAUUUCAGAGUGUGCUACAUUAAUUAUUGAAGAUGUGAUUGAUUUAACUACAAAGAUAUCUACCAAGAGUAGCAAAGUUGCUGGAAAAUCUACAAGGCAUGAAAUUAAAGACGAUUUGAAUGUCAAACAACCCAGCAACAAAAUUCGCAAAGUGAUUAAGAAGGAAAAGAAUACCUAA